Messenger RNA from Conger conger (European conger), 2052 nucleotides. It is a transcript of the gene samm50l, whose product is annotated as sorting and assembly machinery component 50 homolog, like. Gene Ontology annotation, cellular component: SAM complex; outer membrane. The transcript is spliced from 15 exons. The record is from RefSeq and is a predicted model, not a curated record. Bases 140 to 1549 code for a protein of 469 amino acids. Lineage: Eukaryota; Metazoa; Chordata; Actinopteri; Anguilliformes; Congridae. Gene Ontology annotation, biological process: protein insertion into mitochondrial outer membrane; mitochondrial respiratory chain complex assembly.
UCCGUGGUGUCAUGGCGUCCUUCACUAGCAGAAGAAGCGAUUCUGAAUAACUAGACAGCUAGUUCCUUUGUUGUGGCAACAUAACACCUCGGAUCGCCUUCAUCCUCGAGGACCAUUAUAUACAACUCUAGAAACGAACAUGGGGACUGUCCACGCCAGGAGUCUAGAUCCCCUCCCGAUGCGCGGGCCCGAGCUGGGGGUUCAUGCCGAGGAUGUGGACGUGGUGGAAGUCGAGCCGGAGACCAAGCAAGAGAUUCUUGAAAACAAAGACGUUGUAGUGCAACAUGUGCACUUGGACGGACUCGGAAGAACAAAAGAAGACUUUCUGACGCAUGAAAUCUCGGACGUCUUCUCCGCCAAAAACCUUAUCGAUGUGAUGAAGAAGUCCCACGAGGCCCGGCAGAAGCUGCUCCGUCUGGGCAUCUUCAGACAGGUCGAGGUGCUCAUCGACACCUCUCAAGGUGAGGACGCCCUGCCCAACGGGCUGGACGUGACCUUCGAGGUGAGGGAGCUCAGGAGACUGACAGGAAGCUACAACACCAUGGUGGGAAACAACGAAGGGAGCAUGGUCCUGGGCAUCAAGCUGCCCAACUUCCUGGGCCGGGCAGAGAAGCUGACCUUCCAGUUCUCCUACGGCACGAAGGAGACGUCCUACGGCCUGUCCUUCUUCAAGCCUCAGCCCGGAAACUUUGACCGCAACUUUUCUCUCAAUCUGUACAAAGUGACCGGGCAGUUCCCAUGGAGCUCCCUAAGAGAGACAGACCGCGGGGUCUCCACAGAUAUUAAUUUCCCGAUAUGGAGGACCAAUCACACGCUGAAGUGGGAGGGGGUGUGGCGGGAGCUGGCCUGCCUGGGGCGGACCGCGUCGUUCGCCGUCCGAGAGGAGAGUGGCCACUCCCUGAAGUCCUCCCUGUCGCACGCCAUGGUGAUUGACACCAGGAACUCCGCCAUCUUCCCCCGGAGAGGUGCCUUGCUGAAGAUAAACCAGGAAUUGGCCGGCUACACAGGGGGCGACGCCAGCUUCCUAAAAGAAGACGUUGAGCUCCAGCUGAACAAACGUCUCCUGUGGGACUCGGUCCUUUCGGUCUCUUUGUGGGGUGGCGUGCUUUUGCCAAUCGGAGACAAGUCCACCAGCAUCGCCGACAGGUUCUAUCUGGGCGGCCCCACCACUGUGAGGGGCUUCAGCAUGUACAGCAUCGGCCCGCAGAGUGAAGGUGACUACCUGGGCGGGGAGGCCUAUUGGGCGGGCGGGGUGCACCUCUACACCCCCCUGCCCUUCCGCCCGGGACGCGGUGGAUUCGGCGACCUCUUCAGGACGCAUUUCUUCCUCAAUGCUGGCAACCUGUGUAACCUGAAUUACGGUGAGGGGCCGCAGGCACACCUGCGGAAGUUGGCGGAGUGCAUCCGCUGGUCAUACGGAGCGGGGAUCUUACUGCGCCUGGGCAACAUCGCCCGACUGGAGCUCAACUACUGCAUUCCCAUGGGAGUCCAGAGUGGAGACAGGAUAUGUGACGGCAUUCAGUUUGGUGCAGGAAUCCGCUUCCUGUGAUGUCAUCAGCAACCCAGCCCUAACAGAGAAUUGUGGGAAAUGAAUUUUUUUUUUUUUUUUUUUUUUAAACACGCUUCUUUUAUAUAUUGUAAUGAGUGGAACACUCCCAGAGGGGCAAUGCACGCACCUGGCCCUCAAGGGUCAAUCACUGUCCCCCUGUGGUUUUGGCUUAGCCCCCACCCCUCUAUGUACUUUGAACAAAUCAUGUACGCCCUUGUGUUUGAAACCAGCCAAUCAGACGACUCGUGCGGAGACCACAACCUCUGGUCCAGGCACUUUCUACCUCCGAUGGCCAGUACAUCAGCAUUGCACACAGAGCUGUAUUCCUAAAGCCAGGCGUUCUGACAGUCUGCCAGAACAACACUACACCUGCCAUCUCCAGACCCACAGCCUGACUGGACCAGUCGUGGGGAAUCCCACACACCCGUGUGCUCUUAUAAGUCUUUUUUGAAUGUUGUCUGAAUGCUUACGCACAUAAAUAAAUCUUUAUUUCCUCCCCCCUC